Messenger RNA from Dermacentor andersoni, 2550 nucleotides. The record is from RefSeq and is a predicted model, not a curated record. Lineage: Eukaryota; Metazoa; Arthropoda; Arachnida; Ixodida; Ixodidae.
AUGACAGCCAAGACCACAGCGUCUCUAAAUGGCACCUUCUGUACGCAAGAGGUCGAUGACGAUGGUAGUCAGAAACAUCCGGAAGACGCUCACGGUGCUGAUGCCGAGGAAGGUGUGCUUGAAACCAAGCCGGAGCCCAAACCUCAUCCUAAGCCUGUGCGAAAGCCCGAGUCUAAGCCUCUGUCCAAGACUGAGCUUAAACCUCAGCCCAUAAAGACGGAAAAGGCGUUACCGGCCAUUCACAAAAAGCCAGCGAAGGCUGCAUCGGCAAGCAAAAAUAAGGAACCAGAGCAAGAUGAGGAAAGUGCAGAAAAAGAAAGCAAACCUCGCAAGGUCGCUUCUAAGGAGGGCAGUGCGGGCAAGAAGAAGCCGGGCAAUGACAUCAUCGAUAAGGCCAUGAUGGAAACACAAAAACCUGUCAAGGCGGGAGCCGGGAAGGACAAGGGCAAGCCAAUGAGAGACCAAGCAAGCAAGAGUAAAGCGAACGGGGAGACGUUGACUCGUAAGAAAGCUGGCAGGGAUAGAGUGGCGAAGGAGAAAGCACAUGAAUCUCCGGAGGAUGACGAGGCUGAUGAGAAAUUGGUGCACAAACCUCCGCUGAAGGGGAAAAAGUCCUACGAAGCAACAGGGGCUCAGAAGGUUUCGAAGACCACCGUAAGCAAGUCUGGAAGCAAGGAAGCACCCAAAAAACCGCCACCGCCACCGAAGCAGCCUCCCGGGAAAAAGCCGCCUGCUAAGCCACCCUCGAAGCCGCCUGCGAAGCCGCCUGCGAAGCCACCUGUGAAGCCACCUGUGAAGCCACCUGUGAAGCCACCUGCGAAGCCACCCGUGAAGCCGUCUACGAAGCCGUCUACGAAGCCGCCUACAAAGUCCAAAGAACGGGGGAAAUCGCCACUGCGUUCCAGCAUGCGUGGACAGGAGACAAGAUUCGUCGAAAAGGCAAGCGUCAUGGAAGUGACCACAGCAUCGGCUGGCGACGCGCUACCUGAGGACUUCGCCAAAACCGAGGAGGAAGAAGAGGAAGGCGAAAUUCCAAGACCCGCGCUGACGGAGGAGCAGCGCACGCUGUUCUUCCACGACGGCCGACGGCGCAUCGACAUCGUGCUCGCCUACGAGCAGACCGACAACCCACUGCACGAGCGGUACCGGAGAAUCUUCCACGAGAACAUCGUCGCCGAGGGUCUGGAGAUCGAGAUCGAGAACGCCGAGGACUCCUGGGACGGGUACACGUACUUCGUGAAGGUGCACGCACCCUGGGCCGUGCUCACCAAGUAUGCCGAGCAGCUGCACCUUCGAAUGCCUGUGAAGAAAAAGGGUCCAGCCAUGGCGUUCCCCAAGAUUAAGAUCAAGCCCGGCGAGAAGCCUGUCUUUCCAGACAUGAAAGUCUUCGAGAGCGACUCCGUGGAGAUCGAGGUGGUGGGCAAAGCGCCGAGCAAGAAGAAGCUGUCCCGGCUCAAGUCUCCCUUUCCCUACGACAAGAAGCUCAUCCCGGACGAGAAUGAGUUCUACAACGCCGAAUUCGUGCGGCAGCGAGAACGCAUGUACCUCAUAUCUAACCGGGACACCUUCUUCUCUCAAGCCAUGCGCAGCCGGAUAACAUGGGAGGUGCUCACUCGGGCCAAAUACGACGAGGCAGAGCACCAGAGAGGCGAGUCACCUAUUGGCCCACUUUCUUUUUCGACGAAUUCUUGGAAAGUGCUAAACCGCCCGCCAUCCUAAAUCCGAUGCCGUCGCCGUUUUCCAACUGCAACGAUCAACCUCAAGCCAAUAGCGCUCACUAGUGAGCAUGGGAGAAAGAAAGUUGGCCGGAUAGUUGUAGCUUGCGCAAGGCUGGCCAACUUGACGAUACCGAGAGCGGGGACGAGAAAACGUUUAUUAUCGAUGCCCAGCGAACGUGUGCGCUUGUAGUGCUAACUUCUCUGAGCGUGGGCAGUAUACCUAACGAUUACCUUCCAGGCAUACACAACCUCUUGAACGUCGAGGCCUACCUAGCAGCUUAUCCACUGCACGACGUGAGUUGGCGAAUUCGCUGUUUUUUAUUCCGGAGAUUUACGCGCUAAAACAACGAUGUGAUUGAGGCGGAGACUCCGGUAUGUUUCUUUCACCACCUGGAGUCCUUUAACGUGCACCGAGAGCACGGUACAAAGGCGCUUGCUUUUUCUUUCUUUCUUUCUUUUUUUUUUUUUUGCAUUUCGCCUUGCAUAGAAAUGCGGCCGCCGCGGCCGGCACUUGUUCCCGUACUUUUAGGCUUAGCAGCGCAACACCUUAAGAGGAAGCUUAGCGCGGGUGCUCCUAUCUAAAUACAUGUAAAAGGAGAAUUCGUUCUGCUCGGCAACCAAUGCACCAAAUUUGACGAAGUUUGUUGCAUUUGAAAGAAAAACUUAAAUUCUAGUGACUAUUGGUUUUGAAUUUUCAAUUUAUGUCGUCAAUUCUUCAUUAAAAAUUUACAAAACGUUCAAUAUAUAGAAAAUGAAGCUAUGAAGCUUGCAACUCUAGUAACCCAGCAAUGAAAAAAUGAUAUCACAAUUCAGUGAAUUGCAUUUAAUUGCA